Molecule: messenger RNA, 1955 nt
Organism: Saccostrea cuccullata (small rock oyster)
Lineage: Eukaryota; Metazoa; Mollusca; Bivalvia; Ostreida; Ostreidae
Product: neurotensin receptor type 1-like
Exons: 3
Coding region: 159-1346 (395 amino acids)
Biological process (GO): G protein-coupled receptor signaling pathway
Cellular component (GO): plasma membrane
Molecular function (GO): G protein-coupled receptor activity
Source: RefSeq, a predicted model, not a curated record
UGAUGGACUUUUUUCUUUUGGUAUUGGAAAUCAGGAACAAUUUAUCAACCUUUACAUUUCCAGUAGGGGAACUUGUUCAUUGACGCUAGUAUAGUGGGAGAAACCUUAUACUAGUAUGCUUUCACACAUCGAUCGGGGUUCACUGUACAGAAUUGUGUAUGGAGAUUAAUUCCCUGCUUCCCCUGGAUAUAGGGAUGAACUGGAGUGGAGGUGCUAUGACUUUACAUUUGUACGAGUAUCUGAGGAAGCAGACAGCAAACUACAGCCGUAAUACUAGCGAUCAUGAAUGGAUCGGUGACUUCGGAACAGACACAUUCCUCAGGAAUUCCAGGAUAUUUUAUUCUUACUUUACGCCUGUUAUUCUCAUUGUGGGAUUUGUAGGCAAUCUAUUAUCGCUCUACGUAUUCUUAUCCAGGAAUAUGAGGGGACUCUCCGCUAGCACGUACCUAGCGGCGUUGUCGACGUCAGAUCUUUUGACGUUGAUAUUUUACGUUACUGUGGAAUGGCUAAGGAGAGGGCUGAUGUAUUUGAAGACGGAUAUUACGCUCACAUUUAUUGACGUCGAUGGGCCGUGCCAAUUUCAGCUGUAUAUGUCCUAUAUGUCCCGAUUCCUCUCAGCCUGGUUGGUGGUCGCCUUUACGGGAGAGAGAUAUAUUGGGGUGUGUCAUCCUCUACGGAGACGGGACAUUUGUACAAAAAGUGGAACACGACGAAUAGUGGGUUCAAUAUUUGUGAUUUCUGCAGUAGUUGUGUUAUAUAAGCCAGUUCUGAGUGCUAUAUAUGUAAGCUCAGACGGUAGGCACUACUGUACCACAGACAGAGACUAUGAUUUUGUGUCUUUUAUUUUGGAUAGCAUUUAUGCUGUGUUGAUUACUCUCGUUCCAUUUAUUAUCAUUACAGUAUUAAAUAUUUUAAUCAUGCGCAGACUUAUCAUCAGAAACAAACGUAAGCGAGAAUGUAAAAUUGUUACGGAAGAAAGCAUCAUUAGGCUAGAAUUCACAAUUAUCUUGUUAGCAAUCUCAUUUUGUUUUAUUGGUCUAAACAUUCCAUUCUUUGCCGUGUGGUUUCGAAAUUUCCUUCAUUCCAAAUACAUAUCUAGUGUUGGGGUUCUUGAACACUACUCGGCGGACUUUGAAUUCUGGCAAGGCGUGCUUUACAUUACAAGGACUAUCUUCUACAUAAACUACUGCAUCAACUUCUUCCUUUACAGCAUUACUGGGGCUUACUUUCGCAGGGAAGUCAAAAUGUUGUUCACGUAUCAUUCGUUGAAGAGAGACUCCUCUUAUAGCAGGUGCUCGUUACGGAACUCUCGCUCUAAUUCCCAGACUCCGCAGUCUUAUCUGUGAAUCAGUUAGAACAUCCAAAGUCCACUUCAUCGAAUACUAUACAAAUUAAUUUCAGAAGGAAAUUAUUUCUUCUAUGACAAGGCUUCUUAACUUGAAGGGUAAAUGUCGGACACAUUUACUAUUUCAACACAGCGGGGAUCCUCGUGUUCUUGUUUUCCGAGGACUUCUGAUUAGAAGAUAACUCCAGAAUUAAGCCGAUUCCUGGCAUCUUUGACAAGAAUAACUGAUAUUAUUAAUGAAAAAUAGGUAACUGUUACGAGUUUCACUGACAUAGUGCAAAAAGUUCAUAUAAUCAAGGACAUGCUUGAUAAAUACUUAAUUUUGGUGGAAAUAUUAUUUUACGCCUUUCAAGGCAGCUAAAAGUGUUUUAAUUUAAGUUCACGCUAAUAUGUAAUUAAAGCUAAUACAGUGGGACGCUUGUUCGAGCAAAGCACUGUUGACUAUAAUACGCUAAUUGGUUGUUGAAAUUUUGUGCUAUUUUGUAUACGUUUAAAGAUGUAUCAGCUUUUAAUAAACAUAUUCCAAAUUUUCCUUAUAAUUAUUUCAAUGAAAUAUAUUUUGAACAUAUUUAUUUCUUCCUAUAAUGUAUAGAAUUCUAACUUCUCUAUU